AUUCAGAUGUUUCGAAAAUUUCUGUACGGACAAAGAUGGAAAUUAUUGACUACUUUCGCGGGAACAAGAUGCAGAAUUUUUCAUUCAGAAAUUUCACUGCAAAGGCACAUUAACAGACACAAACAAUGUUCUACGAUUUACGCGCUUUCUUCCGGAUAUGGUAAAUGCGGAGUGGCAGUAAUUCGGAUAUCCGGUCCAGAGGCAUCGAUAGCUUUAAAAAAAAUGACGAAAACAUCGAAUUUAAAACCUAAAAUAGCUGUUUUAAGGAACAUUUGUGAUCCAGAAACAACAGAAGUUCUAGACAAAGGUCUUUGCCUUUGGUUUCCAGAACCUAAUUCAUUCACCGGAGAGGACACUGUAGAAUUUCAAGUUCAUGGAGGUCCUGCAGUAGUGGCAUCAAUUCUUAAUGCGCUUUCAAAGUUACACUUUCAACACGCACCUGCUGGAGAAUUCACCAAAAGAGCUUUCUUAAACGGGAAAUUGGAUUUGACAGAAGCAGAAGGUAUAGGAGAUUUAAUAGAAGCAGAAACUGAAAAGCAACGUAAACAGGCCUAUAAUCAAGCUAACGGUUCGCUUCGACAACUCUACGACACUUGGAGAAUUACCCUUUUACAUUGUCUGGCAAACUUAGAAGCUUACAUUGACUUCUCUGAAGAACACAGUUUAGAAUCUAAUAUUUUAAAAGAUUCCAAAACCAUGUUGGAAAAAUUGACUAUAGAAAUGCAGCAACAUCUAUCCGAUGGAAGGAAAGGAGAAAUUUUGCGUACAGGAGUGCGUGUAGUAAUCCUUGGAGAACCCAAUGUGGGCAAAAGUAGUCUUUUGAACUUGCUUUCCAAGAAAGAUGCUGCUAUUGUCACGUCCACUCCAGGUACCACAAGGGAUGUUAUAGAACUGACCACAAAUAUUUGUGGAUAUCCAAUGAUCCUUGCAGACACAGCAGGAAUCAGGAAUAAUCCAGAAAAUGAAAUAGAAAUGGAAGGUAUCAGGAGAGCGAAAGAAUGUACGAAAAGGGCGGAUCUCGUAAUAUGUAUGAUAAGCGCAAAAAAGAGUUUCAAAAGUUCUUUUGAGGAAUUCUUGGAACAUUAUAAGAACCUUUUGGAAAUAAAAACGGAGAAAACUCUUGUCAUAGUGAAUAAAGCGGAUUUGAUCGAAGAAGAAGAGAGAAAGAUAUGGGAAAUGCAAAAUGUUGUUGUUAUCUCCUGUAAAACACAAGAUGGUUUAAAGCAACUUAUAUUUAGAUUGACACAGUGUUUGAAGGAAAUUUGUGGUGAUCCAUCUGAGGAAAAUCCUGUGAUAAGUCAUGCAAGAUACAGAAGUCAUGUAUUACUUGUUGUAGAAUAUCUUCAAACAUAUUUAAAAAGGACUGAAAUUGAAAAUUAUGACAUGGCCAUAUCCUUACAAGAUAUUAGAGGUGCAGCGAGGGAACUUGGAAAAAUAACAGGUUCUAUCAACAAUGAGGAAGUUUUGGACGUUAUAUUUAAAAAUUUCUGCAUUGGAAAAUAGAAAUUAUUUAAAAGGAGAUGUAACGAAGUAUAAUACUAAGAAGUUUCGUCUGUCUAUUCAAAAAAAUUGUUAUUAGAAAGAUUCAAGGAAAGAGUGUUUAAAGGUUAUGUUGCGAUGUAUUGACCGCUAAAAUAUUGGGAUAGUGUACAUGAAAUGCGAUUGGCCAAGGAGAGAAGCCACAACAAAUUUAAGAUGUCUACUUACGU
Colletes gigas is the source of this 1709-nucleotide messenger RNA. RefSeq names its product tRNA modification GTPase GTPBP3, mitochondrial. NCBI's taxonomy places the organism in Eukaryota, Metazoa, Arthropoda, Insecta, Hymenoptera, Colletidae. Gene Ontology annotation, cellular component: cytoplasm; mitochondrion. Gene Ontology annotation, molecular function: protein binding; GTP binding; GTPase activity. The record is from RefSeq and is a predicted model, not a curated record. The transcript has 6 exons. Bases 7 to 1503 code for a protein of 498 amino acids. Gene Ontology annotation, biological process: tRNA methylation; tRNA wobble uridine modification.